Messenger RNA from Magallana angulata, 2344 nucleotides. RefSeq names its product protein phosphatase 1G-like. Lineage: Eukaryota; Metazoa; Mollusca; Bivalvia; Ostreida; Ostreidae. Gene Ontology annotation, biological process: protein dephosphorylation. The transcript has 10 exons. Gene Ontology annotation, molecular function: cation binding; protein serine/threonine phosphatase activity. The record is from RefSeq and is a predicted model, not a curated record. The coding region runs from base 130 to 2274 and encodes 714 amino acids.
CAAAUCUGCACGCCGCGAAAAAUGUGUAAAGAUACACAUGUAUGAUACCCUGUACAUGUAAUGAUAUAGAGCUUUAUGAAUGACGCGCUAAUUGAUUGUAUUCAGGGAUUUAAUUAAACCCCUUUCAAGAUGGGUGUGUAUCUCUCUGUACCAAACACCGAGAAAAUAUCCAUUGACAAAUCCACGAAAAAGUUCAGAUAUGGUGCUUCCUCUAUGCAGGGAUGGAGGGUUUCCCAAGAGGAUUCACAUAACUGUAUUGAUGAUUUAGAUGAGAAAACAGCUUUGUUUGCAGUUUAUGAUGGGCAUGGAGGAUCUGAAGUUGCCCAAUACUGUUCACUUCAUCUCCCUGAUUUCAUCAAACAACAUCCCUUGUUCAAAGAAGGAAAACUGAAAGAGGCACUGGAAGUGGGAUUUCUCGAGUUCGACCAGAAACUACUGGAGAAGGAAGCCCUGAAUGAAAUGAAAAUUCUAGCAGGAAUAGAUGAAGAGGAAGAUGAAGAAGGUGAAAUCUCGAAAAGAUUUAAACAGUCGAAGGAAAGGAUCAAAACAGAAGCCGAUUUGUUGAGAUCAGAGGCAGACAUGCCUCUCGAAGAUCUGUUAGCAAAGUAUGAAGGACUUCCACCACCUCCUAGGCUGCUAAAAAAAAAUAAAAAGAAUGUGAACUCCCCCUUCUUGAAAGGAAAAAAGGAAUCCAAAUUUACAGCCAUGGGGUCUGUGGAAACAGAGGAAGCAUGCACUUCCUCUUCAGCUGUAGAGACUUCCUGGACGAGGGAUAAUAAGCUAGCCAAUGGACACGCUGAGAAUGAAAACAAUAUAAACAGAGAAAAGGAACAGAAUGAAAGUAAUCAAAAAUUGAAUGAUCAAGCCAGUGUAAGUGAAGGUGUGAAAUCUUCCGAUGUUACAUCUCCACAGGACAGUGUGCAACAGUGUGUAUCCUCUAGUUCAGAUGGACCCUGUGAAUCAGGGGUAUCGUCAACAAUGGAAAGUGGUGACGUUAAGCAGGAAGCCUCCGAGACAGACUGUGUAUCCACAUCCUCAUCAGCACAGUCAUCAGAAAGCUUGAAAUCUGAGAGUGACACUGAUCCAAUGGCGGACGUGAAUAUGUCAGAUUCUACUACCACCAAUGCGGAGGACAAAUUGGUGAAAUCCUCAGGGGUGUCAGAUGAGGAAGUUCCAGAAGAGCCAAGUUCAACAAAAUCUGAGGAUAGUCCAGGAAAGGGUAAAGGGAAAGGGAAAGGCAAGGGAAAAGGGAAGUCAUCCAGCAAAUCCACCUCCGAAGAUGUGUGCUCUUCCAGUUCCAUGGAUACCUCAGAAACAGAUACAAAACUUUCCUGCUCUGUGGAAGACUCCAAGAAUGAAGCUGAUGGCAAUGGAGCAGAGGAUGAGCAGGAGGAAGAUGAGGAAGGGUUUGAGAAGCAGCUAGAGGAAGACUUUGACAGUGAUGAGGAGGAUGAAGAAGUAGAAUUUGACAGUGAUGAAGAAGGAGAGGAUGAUGAUGAAGAUGACGAUGAUGAUGAUGAAGAGGAGGAAGAAUCUGAAGAGGAAGAAGAAGCAGAGGAUGAGGGUCUAUUUUUUUCUGAUGAUGCAGCUCAAAGUCCUGGCCAAGAAAGUGGUUGCACAGCAAUCUUGACCUUGAUUCAAAAUAAUCAGAUCAUUGUUGCCAAUGUGGGAGACUCAAGGUGUGUGCUCAGUCGUGCAGGCAAAGCCAUUGACCUGUCAGAGGACCACAAACCAGAGAACUCCCCGGAGAGAGAGAGGAUAGUAGCAGCGGGGGGCAAGGUCACAGCUGAAGGGCGUGUCAACGGGGGACUGAAUCUCUCUCGGGCUCUCGGUGACCACUUCUACAAAAGAAAUAAAGAGAAGUCAGACAAGGAACAGAUGAUAACUGCGUUACCUGAAAUAAUGACAGAGACAAUUCAGGAGGAAGACGAGUUCAUGGUGCUGGCUUGUGAUGGAAUCUGGAAUGCCAUGACAAGCCAAGAAGUGGUGGACUUUGUCAAAGAAAAGAUAAACCACCCUCCUUACACCGAGUGUCCAUCCAUGAUAUGUGAAAAGCUGUUUGAUUAUUGUCUGGCACCCAACACCGGCGGAGAUGGAACAGGAUGUGACAAUAUGACAUGUAUAAUUAUCAACUUUAAAGACAAUUUGAACAACAAAAGAAAUUCCAGCACAGAGCUAGAGAACCAGCCAGAAAAGCGGCCCAGAUUAGAUGUGGACGAAACCACACAGGGGUUUAUCCCAUCCAACAUGGGCGAUUGUGAGGCAGAUAAAUAAAAACGGACGCAAUUCAUGUAAAUCUUGUGUAUUAUAUACACUUCCAUUCAUAAAUGAUUAUAUAGAUUUA